Messenger RNA from Beauveria bassiana ARSEF 2860, 813 nucleotides. Its product is annotated as urease accessory protein-like protein. The coding region runs from base 1 to 813 and encodes 270 amino acids. The transcript is spliced from 2 exons. The record is from RefSeq and is a predicted model, not a curated record. Gene Ontology annotation, molecular function: GTPase activity; nickel cation binding. NCBI's taxonomy places the organism in Eukaryota, Fungi, Ascomycota, Sordariomycetes, Hypocreales, Cordycipitaceae.
AUGUCACACGCACACGACGGUGUUUCCCACUCGCAUGAUGGCGGCUUCAACGCCCAGGAGCACGGCCACUCGCACGAGAUUCUCGACGGGCCGGGCAGCUACGUCGGACGCGAGAUGCCCAUUGUCGAGGGUCGCGAGUGGGCUGAUCGAGCCUUUACCGUUGGCAUUGGCGGCCCCGUCGGCUCCGGCAAGACGGCGCUCAUGCUUGCCCUCUGCCUCGCUCUCCGCCAAGAGUACUGCCUCGCCGCCGUCACAAACGACAUCUUUACGCGCGAGGACGCCGAAUUCCUGACGCGCCACGCCGCGCUGCCCCCCGCCCGCAUCCGCGCCAUUGAGACGGGCGGCUGCCCCCACGCCGCCGUCCGCGAGGACAUCUCCGCCAACCUCGCCGCCCUCGAGGACCUGCACCGCGAGUUCUCCACGGACCUGCUCCUCAUCGAGUCGGGCGGCGACAAUCUCGCGGCAAACUACAGCCGUGAGCUCGCCGACUUUAUCAUUUACGUCAUUGACGUCAGCGGCGGCGACAAGGUUCCCCGCAAAGGCGGCCCCGGCAUCACGCAGAGCGACCUGCUCGUCGUCAACAAGACGGACCUGGCCGAGGCUGUCGGCGCAGACUUGGCCGUCAUGGAGCGGGACGCGCGAAAGAUGCGCGAGGGCGGACCCACGGUGUUUGCGCAGGUCAAAAAGGAUGUGGGCGUGCAGCACAUUGUCAAUCUGGUGCUGAGUGCCUGGAAGGCCAGCGGCGCCGAGGAGGAGCGCAAGAGCAAGGGCGGACCCCGGCCAACGCCUGGUCUUGAGGAGCUGAACAAGUAA